AGUGAAUCCUACAGUGAGAUCCCCGUUCCAAGAACGAUUGAAAGCUCCUCUGAAAGUCCUCGUCUCUAGUCCUCGUUCCAUACACGUCUCAUUUCUACCCCAUUUUGUUCGGAAUUCCCUGUUGAACUCAAAACAAGCCUUACAUCUCACUCAAUAUUCUACACCGUCUUGUUACUAGCCACUCAUGAUUUUGGGUCAAUUAUCUGCUUCGGUAUUCAUUGACAACCAGCCACUGCUGGAAUAUCAAGAAGACGAGCCCGAAGUGCAGCCUGAGGGAGAGAAUAUAAAGACGUGUUGGAUUGCCUCAGAAGCGGGCAAGGAAUUUGAAAUCAGAGGGGAGAUCUUAAAGCCACAGCGCUUAGGUAUCUGGUCAUCCGCCUUUGUGGAUGGUCUCAAAUGUCCCCCAUGGGUCUCGCCCCCGCGCUGGACAGGUACAGUCGAAUUCGACUGUAUCUCUAAUGGAACAGAUACUGGCAAGUUGAUCUUCAAAGACAUCGAUUUCACCGAUAGCGACGACGACUCAAUGCUUGAUGAUCGUUCCAGCGGUAUUGGUCGAAUUGUGUUGCGCUUGAAGAGAGGGAAGUUCAUCAAGGUAAAGACGGUCAGGAAAGCAAGGUCCGACUCGGAGUCAGUUAGGAGAGCAAAAUUGACCAGGAAUGCAAAGUUGACUGGGCUGGCGAGAUCUAAAAAUGUCGAUGGUCACACUCUUCAUGUGCACGAAGGCAAGGUGCACGAACGCUCGAAGAAGGGUCGUGAUCAUCGAGUUGGUUUGGGAAGAAGAGUACCGGACCAAGAAGAACAGACAACAUACGAAACUGUUUGGAACGACGAGCCUGCAACCGUGUUCAUAUUCAACUUUACCUCUUUGGACAACCUGCAAGCAAUGGACAUAGCGCCACGAAUGUCAAAUCUGCCUAUCCCGGUUGAUGGGGAUAGUGACAAUAUUUCGAUCGACACGCGCAUCAAGGAGUUAGAAUUGGAGCUCUACCUCUUACAUGUUAAACAAACGACUGGCUCUACAGACCAAAGGCCCUCAACUAUCAAGUCGGAACAGUAAACCCAUUUUUCCAGUAGAAUCUUUUCCAUCACGCUACGUGGAAAAAUAACUAGUGAGCUUAAUCUUGCAUCCCUGUAGGAAGUGCCACUCGAUGUAAUCCCCUUUGUACUACUUCUCGCAAAUUCAGCUGU
Suillus fuscotomentosus is the source of this 1188-nucleotide messenger RNA. RefSeq lists its product as uncharacterized. The record is from RefSeq and is a predicted model, not a curated record. NCBI's taxonomy places the organism in Eukaryota, Fungi, Basidiomycota, Agaricomycetes, Boletales, Suillaceae. Bases 185 to 1057 code for a protein of 290 amino acids. The transcript is spliced from 6 exons.